UCACCACCACCUUCCUUGUGUAGAAAAUAUAUACAUAUAUUUAUUAUAUAUAUAUACAUUAUAUAUAUAAGGGGUUAAUUAAGUUUUGAUUAACUUUCCAUAUUUGGUUUCUCCAUGAAACUUUUAUAUAGUAGUUCUUGGUUUUUAAUCAAGUAUAAACUUUUCAUUUGUAACACCCAUCGAUAAAAAAGAAGCCAAAAAAAAAAAAAAAUUCUGAAAAACACCCUUUUGAAUUUUCAAGAAUCCAUUGGAGUUUGCUGUGUUUAUUGGUCUAAAAAUGGUAUAAAGCUCUAAACUUUAUCUUCAAAAAGUAAUUUUUUUGCAUACCCAAGUUCUUGAUUUUGUGUUUUUUAUGUGUAUUGUGUGGUUUUUACUUGUUUUUUUAAAAUACACUUUUGGUUUCAUCAUUUGAAAAUUCAAGAAUCUUUGGUGUUUGCUCUGUUUAUGGAGUAAAGUUUUAAACUUUAUAAUUAAAAAGUGUUAAUUUUUGAUACCCAAGUUUUGUUUUUGUGUGUUUUUUGUGUUGUGAUUAUGUUGUCAAGAUCUUGUUUCAAUCUGCUUAAUCUUGAUGACUAUUCUGUUACUGAUCGGGCUCGAAUCCCAAAGUUGAUGAAUGUUCCAGGGAUUAUAACAGAUUUUGGUGGAGGAGGAGGAGAAGGAGGAGAUGAAGAAAAGGGGGAAGUUUCACCUGGUGUGAAAAAUGGGAGUAGAAGGAUCAUUGUAGCAAAUCAGUUACCAGUGAAAGCUUUUUGUAAAGAUGAAAAAGAGGGGAAAAAAUGGUGUUUUGAAUGGGACAGAUAUGCUUUAGAUACAUUGAUUUUGCAGCUGAAAGAUGGUUUAUCACCAGAUUUGGAGAUUGUUUAUGUUGGUUGUUUGAAAGCUGAUGUUGAAUUGAAUGAUCAAGAAGAAGUUGCUAAUUUCUUAUGGGAGAAAUUUAGGUGUGUACCAACUUUCUUGUCAUUAGAUUUGAUAAACAAAUAUUACCAUGGCUUUUGUAAGCAUUAUUUAUGGCCUUUGUUUCAUUACAUGUUGCCUUUGACAUCUAGUCAUGGUGUAAGAUUUGAUAGGUCUAAUUGGUUGGCUUAUGUAUCAGCAAACAAGAUUUUUGCUGAUAAAGUUUAUGAGGUGAUUAAUCCUGAUGAUGAUUAUGUUUGGAUUCAAGAUUAUCAUCUCAUGGUUUUGCCUACUAUGUUGAGGAAAAAGUAUAGUAGGAUAAAAGUUGGGUUUUUCCUUCAUAGUCCUUUCCCAUCGUCUGAAAUUUAUCGAACAUUGCCUGUUAGGGAUGAGAUUUUGAGGGCUUUGUUGAAUUGUGAUCUUGUUGGUUUUCAGACAUUUGAUUAUGCUAGACAUUUCUUGUCAUGUUGUAGUAGGAUGUUAGGUUUGGAUUAUCAGUCAAAAAGGGGUUACAUUGGUAUUGACUAUUUUGGUAGAACUGUGACUAUUAAAAUCCUUCCUGUUGGUAUUCACAUGGGGCAGAUCCAAAAUGUUAUGUCUUUGCCUGAUACGGCGAAGAAGGCGAAGGAAUUGAAAGAGAAGUAUGAGGGGAAAAUCGUGUUGUUAGGUAUCGAUGAUAUGGAUAUGUUUAAAGGGAUUGGUCUGAAGUUGUUAGCGAUGGGACAUCUUCUUGAGCAAUCCCUGUCCUUGAGGGGAAGGGUAGUGUUGGUUCAGAUUACGAACCCCCCGAGAAGUAGAGGAAAUGAUAUCAGAGAGGUUGAAGAAGAGGUCAAGAAGAUUGCCAGUGAGAUCAAUAUGAAAUAUGGAAAACCGGGGUAUGAACCGAUUGUCUGUAUUAACGGUCCUGUUUCUACGCAGGACAAGAUAGCUCACUAUGCGAUUUCUGAGUGUGUUGUUGUUAAUGCUGUUAGAGAUGGAAUGAAUUUGGUGCCUUAUGAGUAUACAGUUUCUAGGCAGAGCAACAAUAAUUUGGAUAAGGCCUUGGGUCCAGGUUUUAAUGGAGAACGACGAAAGAGUAUGAUCGUUGUUUCUGAGUUCAUCGGCUGCUCCCCGUCUCUCAGCGGUGCUAUCAGGGUCAAUCCAUGGGACAUUGAGAGUGUAGCCACUGGUAUGACUUCAGGAGCCAUGAUGAAUGAUAGGGAGAAAGAAUUGCGUCAUGAGAAGCACUAUAGAUAUGUUUCUUCUCAUGACGUUGCAUAUUGGGCGAGGAGUUUCGAUCAAGACCUCAAGAGAGCUUGUGAAGAGCAUUAUCACAAGAGAUGUUGGGGUAUUGGCCUUGGUCUUGGCUUCAGGGUUGUUGCCCUCGGACCGAAUUUCAAGAAGCUUUCGGUAGCCAAUAUCGUCUCUUCUUAUAAAUUGACAAACAGCAGGCUCAUCCUACUCGACUAUGAUGGUACUAUGUUGCCAGAGGAUAAAGUGGACAAAGCCCCAAGUGCAGAAGUCAUCUCAAUUCUGAAUGGUUUAUGCAGUGAUCCAAAGAACAUCGUGUUUAUCGUGAGUGGUAGAGGAAGGGAUACGCUCAGCAAGUGGUUCUCUCCAUGUCCGGAACUUGGCUUAUCAGCAGAGCAUGGUUAUUUCACUAGGUGGAGUAAGGAUUCCGAUUGGGAAUCUCGUCCGGUACCUGCAGACCUUGACUGGAAAAAAGUGGUGUUGCCUAUUAUGAAGAAAUACACCGAGGCAACAGAUGGCUCGUCGAUAGAGCAGAAGGAAAGUGCACUAGUGUGGCAUCAUCUUGAAGCGGACCCUGACUUUGGCAUUUGGCAGGCUAAAGAGCUUCUCGAUCACCUCGAGAGUGUGCUCGCUAACGAGCCUGUGGUUGUUAAACGAGGCCAACACAUUGUUGAGGUGAAACCACAGGAUGUAAGCAAAGGUCUGGUGUUUCAAAGCCUCUUGGCGUCGAUGCAGAGCAAAGGGAAGUCUCCCGAUUUCUUGUUGUGCAUAGGUGAUGACAGAUCAGACGAAGACAUGUUUGAGAGCAUUGCAAGCAACAAUUCUCUGCCUGAUAACGCAGAAGUCUUUGCCUGCACCGUCGGGCAGAAACCGAGUAUGGCUAAGUACUAUCUUGAUGAUCCAGCUGAAGUUGUAAAAAUGCUUCAAGGCCUCUCAGCAGCUUCUACAGCAAUGCAGCUACCACCUAAGGCGCCAGUCCAUCAAGUCGCCUCUGUCGAAGAUCUCUCCAUAGUCAAGAAUCAUGCAUCCUUUGUAUAGACAAAACUUCAUAGAAUUCAGAGGUCAUCCAAAAGAAUCAGUUGAAAGAAACAUAGUUUUUAGUUUUCAGCAAAUUUCCAUUUUCUUAGCCCUCUAGGGAGUUAUAAAAUUUAGCAAAUUUCUUGGUUCAUAGUUGCUCUUAUAUGACUUGCCUAGGCAAGUUAUACAUAGUGUAGUUACUGGAUUAUCAAGGUGAUAGUACUACAUUUUUUGGGUAAAAUUUAUAUAAAUGGCUCUUUUGAA
Solanum stenotomum is the source of this 3405-nucleotide messenger RNA. Its product is annotated as probable alpha,alpha-trehalose-phosphate synthase [UDP-forming] 11. NCBI's taxonomy places the organism in Eukaryota, Viridiplantae, Streptophyta, Magnoliopsida, Solanales, Solanaceae. Bases 532 to 3162 code for a protein of 876 amino acids. The transcript has 3 exons. Gene Ontology annotation, molecular function: catalytic activity. Gene Ontology annotation, biological process: trehalose biosynthetic process. Gene Ontology annotation, cellular component: cytosol. The record is from RefSeq and is a predicted model, not a curated record.